AUGCCUGGUGCCAGUUUAAAUUAUCAUUCAUCUUUAUCUGUUGAUGAAACAACAGCAUAUUCUCGACGUAUUCAUCCAUCUCAACAAUAUUAUUAUCAAUCAAUUGAACCAUCAAGUUUUUAUACGUAUCAAUCUCAAUUAUCUAUUCAAAAUGAUCAUCAACAAAAAUCUUCAUUAUCAACAACAGAUACAAAAAAAUGUGAAUGGAAUGAACUUGAAGUUACUGGUAAUGUUCGUAAUUUAUCACCAAUUUUAUGGACAUUAUCACAAUUAACUGUUCUAUAUUUAAAUGAUAAUCAAUUAACACGAUUACCAUCGGAAAUUGCUUGUUUAACAAAUCUAGUCACACUUGAUUUAUCAAAUAAUAAAUUAAGAAAUUUACCAUCAGAAAUCGGUGAACUUAUAUCAUUACGUGAAUUAAAUUUAACAAAUAAUAGUAUUCGAAAUUUACCUUAUGAAUUAGGUAAAUUAUUUCGUUUACAAAGUUUAGGAUUAAUGGGAAAUCCAUUACCAGCUGAAAUUUUUACAAUUUAUACUGAAUCUAAUGGUUUACAAAAAUUAUUAACUUAUUUUCUUGAUAGUUUACCAUCAUCUCUUAAUGGCAUUCAAAAAUGUCAUUGUAACAUGUGUUCACUGACUGAACCACGUCGUGCUAUUGUUUCAUGUAAACAUAUAUUUUCAUCGUAUACGAAUGAAUGUUCAACAACAACAACAACAACAACAUCUUCAUUUCGAUCAACAAAACGAAGAUUAAAUGACAAUAUUUCAAAUACUAAAGUCUUUCAAAUAUCAUUUGAUGUUGAAACAAAUUUCUUAGUUAAUAAUGAUAAACUACUCAGGACAUCAUUAAAUCCACUUUCACCUACUUUCUAUUCUCAUCAUCAUGAAGAAUUAAUAUCAAGUGACAUUAACUAUCAAUGUAAGACAUCUGGUUAUGAUAGUGGUAUUAAUAGUAGUAGUAGUAGCAGCAGCAGCAGCAUUACAAAUCCAGGACAACAAUUAUCUCCAAUUUUAAUAAAUAAUGACAAUCAACCAUCAUUUACAUUUUCAAUUAUUAAUAAUAAUAAUAAUUCAACAUCACAAAUUCGUCGUAAAUCUUCAUCAUCAUCAUCAUCAUAUGAAUCUAAUCAUAUAAUAUUAUGUUCAUGUGAAAAAGAAAAUUUAAAUAAUCGUAAACGUUAUAGACGUUAUUUAAAAAAAACAUCAUAUGAUAAUUAUCAAACAAAACGUAUUAAAAUAAAUUAUCGUAAAAAAAAUUUUAAACAAAAUAUUAAUAAUUCAUUAAUUAAAUUUAGUAUUGAUUUAACUGGACAAAAUAUUAAUUAUACAAUUGAAUAUCAUCAUAAUCGUAUUAUAUUACCAUUUUAUUAUGAUUUUUAUUAUAUAUCAUGGCUUCAAAUAUAUUAUUAUUAUUAUUAUUAUUUAUAUUUUUAUUAUUUACAAUUCUUUGAUCGAGAAGAGUCUAUUCAACCACCACCAACACGAUCAUGGCUUCGUCUUUCAUCACCAAAUACAACACAACCAACAGCUAUAUUUACAAUAAUGAAUUAUAAUAUACUUUGUGAUAAAUAUGCAACAAGACAUGUUUAUGGUUAUUGUCCAUCAUGGGCAUUAAAAUGGGAUUAUAGACGAAAACAAAUUCUUGAAGAAUUACGUUCAUAUUCAGCUGAUAUUAUUGCUCUUCAGGAAAUUGAAACUGAUCAAUAUUAUUCAUUUUUUUUACCUGAAUUACAAAAAAAUGGUUAUGAUGGUGUAUUUAGUCCUAAAUCACGAGCAAAAACAAUGUGUGAACAAGAUCGUCGAUAUGUUGAUGGAUGUGCUAUAUUUUAUCGACAAUCAAAAUUUCGUUUAAUCAAAGAAUAUCUUGUUGAAUUUAAUCAAUUAGCUAUGUUAGCUGCAAAUGGUACAUCAUGUCAUGAUAUGAUGAAUCGUGUUAUGACAAAAGAUAAUAUUGGUCUUGUUGCAUUUCUUGAAACAAAAGAAGAAAUUUAUUCUCAUACAUUUUCAAAUGGUGUUUUACCACCAGAUCAUAAACAAAUGUUAUUUGUAUGUACAGCACAUAUACAUUGGGAUCCAGAAUAUUGUGAUGUUAAAGUUGUACAAACAUUUAUGUUAUUAUCAGAAUUAAAAACAAUUAUGGAAGAUGCUAUACAAAAACAUCGACCAAAUUCAAAUUUACCAAUCGAUUGUACAUCAGUACCAUUAGUUCUUUGUGGAGAUUUUAAUUCAUUACCUGAUUCAGGUGUUAUUGAAUUAAUGCGUACAGGAAAAAUUUCAAUGAAUCAUGCUGAUUUUAAAGAUCUUAGUUAUGAAUCAUAUUUACAAAAAUAUUGUCGUAUUGAUGAAAAUUCAACACCAAGUAAUGAUAUUAUACAUCAUUUUAAAUUACAAUCAGCAUAUGAAACAACAUCAGCACCUAUUAUGCCUUAUACUAAUUAUACGUAUGAUUUUAAAGGUAUUAUUGAUUAUGUUUUUUAUUCAACACAAUUAAUGCGUGUACUCGGUGUAUUGGGACCACUUGAUCCUGAAUGGCUUCAAACAAAUAAAAUAGUCGGUUGUCCACAUCCAAAUGUUCCAUCGGAUCAUUUUUCACUUCUUGUUGAAUUUGAACUUAAUCCAAUAAAUGAGAAUUUAAAAAAUUCAACAACAUCAAUGUCUACAAGACGACAACAAUAA
Molecule: messenger RNA, 2676 nt
Organism: Rotaria sp. Silwood1
Lineage: Eukaryota; Metazoa; Rotifera; Eurotatoria; Philodinida; Philodinidae
Source: the annotation of a GenBank genome assembly